This is a messenger RNA of Morone saxatilis (striped sea-bass), 2421 nucleotides long. It is a transcript of the gene ccdc114, whose product is annotated as coiled-coil domain containing 114. Gene Ontology annotation, biological process: outer dynein arm assembly; cilium movement. Gene Ontology annotation, cellular component: axoneme. The coding region runs from base 81 to 1736 and encodes 551 amino acids. The record is from RefSeq and is a predicted model, not a curated record. Lineage: Eukaryota; Metazoa; Chordata; Actinopteri; Moronidae. The transcript has 15 exons.
CUGAUGUGAGCCUGCUGUGUGUCCUGAGAGGUGACACUGGGGUUUUUACCUUUAUAAACUCUGAGCUGCCCAGUGUAACGAUGCCUCGAGGAAGAUCGGCCACAAGUGCCCGCUCAGACAGCAGUGAGAUGGAUGCUGAUGGUACAGCAGAAUCAGAGAUAGCCAGACUGCAGAGACAGUUCAGGAUCAUGGAAGGAGAUCGGCAGGCCUACAACCUUCAGGCCCGGGAGCAGAUCCGCAAACAACAGCAGGAAAUAGAGAAGCUGCUGAAGGAGCAGGAGGAGUUGCAUCGAAACCUUGGUGCAUGUAAGAGCUUCUCACGCCAACAGCAGGAAAGUGAGGACACCCAGAGUCUGUGUGCUCUGCUGGAGCAGAGAGACGUGCUAGAGGAGGAGCUGGGGAAAGAGAAGCAGCAUCAAAAAGAGAUAGAGAAAGAGAUCGCAAAUAUGGAGUUGAAGCUGGCAGACCUGAGAAAAGGGGACGUCAGUACUAGUGAUUCACAGAGGUCAGAGGUACGGCGGGCUCAGAAGGCCGUACGCACGUUGGAAUACAAACUGGACAGAGCCUUGACUCGCUUCAAUGAGCAACUAACCAAAAACGGCCACCUGAGAGAGGAGUUGCAAACUCUUCAUAUUGAGCGUGUCCGUUUCCAGCAACUACAAAACAGGCUGGACAAGGAACUUCACGAUGUCCGCAAGAAGAUUGGGGAAAUUGUCAACUUGUCCACUGCUGCUUACGAUGCCAGGGUGGAGGCUCAUUCCAAGAUGACCAUGAUGAGGGAGAAGGCAGUGAAGGACCUUGCACAGUACAACGCUGAGAUGAAGGAACUGGAAAGGGUUAUUGCACACGAGUGUAGCCUGAAAGAGUUCAUGACCACCAAGUGCAGCGAGAGGAAUGGGCAGGAUUAUGGCCAUGACAUGGGCCACAGGCAGUCGUCAGAGAUGAAGGAGCAGAGGAGGAUGGACUCCGGGGAAGAGUCUCUGGACGCUCUAGAGGAGGUGUUUGACAGGAUCCAGACUGUGACAGGGGAGGACAACCUGGACAUGCUGGUCACCAGGUUCAUCCAGGUUGAAGACCGGAACUUUGCACUCUUCAAUUUUGUAAAUGAGCAAAACAAUGAGGUCGAGGCACUGAGGGAACAGAUUAGCCAGAUACAAGCGGAGAUUGAGCAGUUUCGAGAGGCAGGUUUAAAACAGGAGCAAGAUCAUCGCUCUUUGCUGAGAGACAUUGAUGAGCAACAAAAGGAAACCGAAUCCCAAGCUGAGGACUAUGAACACCAAGCCAGCAUCAUAAGCAAAACCCUGGAAGAGAUUAAAACAGGUGUGAACAGUAUUUUCUCUAAAAUGGAGUGUGACCGCUCAGUGAUAGAGGAUGCACUGGGCUCCUCUACAGGGAUCAGUGACAACAACAUCAUGUCCUACCUGGGUCUGGUGGAACAGAAGACCAACGAGAUGCUCACCAUACAAGCUUUCCUCAAUUCUAAAGAUCUGGAGAAGGACUUCAAUCCAAAAGACCUGGCCAAAUUUCUUUUGGGGCAAAAUCCAGAACUGCUUCAGCAGAAUAUUGAUAUCCAACCUGCAAUCAACAGUGUGGAUUAUGAUGCAGAAGAGUCUCCCGUCACUGAUGAGGAAGAACGGCCACUGUCACAGGAGGAACUUCGCAGAAGAAUAAUAAAAGGGGUUCUGCAGAAAGAGAGGACGACGCUCCCUGGGAGACGCACCGAGCUGAAGCAUUGACCAUAUCAGUGUAGUCAAUGUGCACAUAUUUAAGAAAUGGGAUCCUCAUCUGCACCAUCAGUAGCAGCUGAAGGGUCUGCUUUCAUUUUUUUACUAAAAUAUAGAUCAGAGGAGGCUUUGACCGCUGAUGGAACCAGCUUGAUUGGCCAUUUUGAAAUGUUGCAGCUUGCACACAAAAAAAGUUAAAACUUAAUUAUGUUAUGUGUAUGUCGCAUUUUAUGAUGAAUCAUUGGCAUGGCCUGAAUAUUACAUCUCGGUGUGAUUUGUUUAGUUGUAACUAAUUAGGUUCGGCGCUAUAAAGAUGCCUUUUCAGACUCUGGUAACCAGCUGUCCUUUUGAUGUGUGACUUGCCAUCUGGCUUUGACUGUACAAUCUGGUCUGAGUACAGCCCUCCUUCGCUGGCAGCGUUUCAUUACAUGAUACUUGCUGCUAUGCUCAAAAGGAAAGGUUGGGGGCAGCAGAACCUUUUGUAAUUUUAAUUGGCAUGCUGAGACCUUGAUUCUGUUUCCAAAAAGGAGGUGAGAAGCUUUUAGCGCUUCACUGUACAGACUGAUUUUGAACACAUUUUUGUUGGUGGAAUAAUUAUGAUUUUUUUCCCGUUUGUUUUGGUGAAUCACAGUCAUUAAUUCAGAUUUCUGUCUUAAAAUCAGUGUCAUUAUUCAAAUAAACUGUCCUCUACAACCUU